UAGCAUAUGAACUUUCUCAGUUGCUCUUUACAUUUUGAUCAAUUUUCAUAAUUCCAUUUUCUCCUCUCUCUGAAACUAUACACAUCCUCUUCGAUCUCCACGCAAGAAAUGGCGGCUCUGAAUCUCUCUCAUCUUUUCAAAGCCCUAAACCCCCAAAUAUCCCAUUCCAAUAACCCUUCUAAAGCCCCAACUUUGCUGCUUUCUCUUUCGUACCCUCUUCCCUCCACCUCGCCGGCACUCCUCCCCUGCACCCUCACACACCAAAUCCCAUCAAGACUUCACCCGUUGAGAGCCGUCGGGGACGAUGAAUACUCAGCUAGGAGAAUCAGUAAUGAAGUAAAAGAAGCCAUUUUGCUGCCUGGCUGUGACUACAACCACUGGCUUAUAGUCAUGGACUUCCCCAAAGACCCUGCCCCUACCAGAGAUCAGAUGAUCGACACUUAUCUUAAUACUCUCGCCACUGUUCUUGGCAGUAUGGAAGAAGCAAAGAAGAACAUGUAUGCUUUUAGUACAACUACUUACACGGGAUUUCAAUGCACUGUAUCUGAAGAAACAUCAGAAAGGUUUAAGGGAUUACCUGGGGUUUUGUGGGUCUUACCGGAUUCUUAUAUAGAUGUAAAGAACAAGGACUAUGGAGGGGAUAAGUACAUGAAUGGUGAGAUAAUUCCAAGCCAGUACCCUACAUACCACCAAAAGAAGUCUAAUUCCCCAAAAAACAAGAGUAGAUCAUACGUGAGAAGAAGAGAUGGUUCCCUCGAACGGCAGAGACAGGAAACUUCUUCCUAGAAGCAUAUACUGGUAGAUAUUCAGUUAAAGAGUCGAACUGCCUUGUUAGAAAUGCCAAUGUAUGAGCACAGCCUCAACUUGGGUGGGGUAUUUACAAAGAAAGAUGCACAAGUGCUUCUCCAUUAGAAUUUUAAUGUAGUAUUACUUCAGUGAAGCUGUUGUUUCUCAUCUUUAUUCUUUAAUUUUGUGAACACAACUGGCUAAUUUCAUUGUAAAGAUUAUAUUAUUAUUAUUUUAUUAUUAUUCAGUUUGUGGUGA
Molecule: messenger RNA, 1044 nt
Organism: Ipomoea triloba (trilobed morning glory)
Lineage: Eukaryota; Viridiplantae; Streptophyta; Magnoliopsida; Solanales; Convolvulaceae
Product: DAG protein, chloroplastic-like
Exons: 5
Coding region: 109-786 (225 amino acids)
Biological process (GO): chloroplast RNA modification; cytidine to uridine editing
Cellular component (GO): chloroplast
Source: RefSeq, a predicted model, not a curated record